This is a messenger RNA of Nilaparvata lugens (brown planthopper), 687 nucleotides long. RefSeq lists its product as uncharacterized. The transcript is spliced from 3 exons. Lineage: Eukaryota; Metazoa; Arthropoda; Insecta; Hemiptera; Delphacidae. Bases 88 to 687 code for a protein of 199 amino acids. The record is from RefSeq and is a predicted model, not a curated record.
GGAAAAUUGAUAUAAGAGUUUAUUAUCAUUGAAACUUUCCAUUUACAUCGUUUCGGAACAAGAAUAGCUGGAGUAUUAGAUAAAAAAAUGAUAUUAUUGCAGAGCACCGAUUUCAUGCGCAAGUUCAUCAAUUUGCUCCGCUACGAUGGAGCCAACAGUUCUCUCAGUUUCAUCUUGUUUACCAUCACUGAGUUUCUGGUGCUGUCAAACAUUCUCCUGGUAUUCUUGAAUGAAACAGACAACGUGGAAAAAUGUGUUCUAGCAGCGAAAGACUUUGUAACGUUGGCAUACUUGUACACAAGUGUAUACAAGCGAUUCCAGCAACCACAAGCAGGCAUAAGAUUGACUGAGACAAUUGAGGAAGAGUACCUCAUCGACUGCUAUCGUCUGGAUUACAACGAACAAAAAUGGAGAGACAUAAAACAGCAUUACGAGAACAACAGGAGUCAUUUAGAACAGACGGGCCGUUUAUUCAACAAAUUGACCAUAUCAUGUAUGGCUGGAGUAAUAACCAGAUACGCCAUUUUUGAUUUAGCAAAGUCACUUUUUGGAGGUAGAUCGAUGAGAGGCAAGCCAACUCCUUUCGUCGCAUAUAUUCCGCCCGACGUCGACCAGACAGAUUUUAUCGUUUACAUAUUUGUGUUGCAAGUUUUUCUAACAGCUAUAUUUCAUAUGGAAGAUCCGUGA